Messenger RNA from Nicotiana tabacum (common tobacco), 1373 nucleotides. NCBI's taxonomy places the organism in Eukaryota, Viridiplantae, Streptophyta, Magnoliopsida, Solanales, Solanaceae. The record is from RefSeq and is a predicted model, not a curated record.
UUUCAAUUAUUAGUGAGCUAUUACCUAAUGCAGAGCACAGAAUGUGUGCUCGACAUAUUUGGUCUAAUUGGGCCAAAAUCUGGAGAGGGGAAGAAAGAAGAAUGCAAUUUUGGAAAUGUGCUAAGUCUUCAUAUGAAAUAAAAUUCAAGGAAGAAAUUGCAAACAUGGCAAAACUUGGUAAGAAGGAGAUAUGUGAAGACUUACUCGCAUAUAACAAAGAAUGCUGGUGUAGGGCUUACUUUUCUACAUGUUCUAAAUGUGAUAUUGUUGAGAAUAAUAUGUGUGAAACCUUCAAUUCUUGGAUAGUAUGACCAAGACAUAAGUCAAUUAUUACUAUGUUAGAGGAAAUUAGACAUAAAAUUAUGAAUAGGCAUGUUGAUAUGAGGAGAUUUGCUGAGACCUGGAUAAUAGACAUUUCACCAAUGGCAAGGUUAAUAUUAGAAGAAAACAAAGAGCUUUCUAGGAAGUGUAAAGUGUUGUGGAAUGGAGAUUCUGGAUUGAAAUAAGUGAUAGUGACAAAAGGUUUAUUGUUGACUUAGUAAGAAGGACAUGCACAUGUAGAACUUGGCAGUUGAGAGGCAUUCCAUGUGCUCAUGCUGUUUGUGCCUUCUAUGACUUAGACCAAGAACCAGAGAAUGAAGUUGAGGAUUGGUACAGACAGAAUGUGUUUGUAAAGGCUUACCAAUAUGUCAUAAAACUCAUGCCUAAUAUGAAGAUGUGGCUUGAAACAAACAACCCCUCUAUUGAACCUCAUGAACCAAAACCAAUGUCAGGAAGACCUAAAAGAUGCAGGAGAAAGUCAAAGGAUGAGCCAAAAAGGAAAUAUGGAAAGUUGUCAAAGAAUGGGGUGAAAAUGACUUGCUCAAAGUAUCAUCAAUUGCGCCACAACAGAACUUCUUGUAAAUCAGUGCCUGUAUCAACUUCCAAUCAGCCAAGUCAACCAACUCAACAAUCUCAACCAAUCCCACCAGCUCCAAGUAGAUCAUUUCAAACUAGCAAUCCACCUUCAAUGUGUAAUGACACAUCCGCAGUGAAAAGAAGUAGCCAAAAUCAGUCUACCGGUAUAGGCAGGGGAGGGGGUAGAGGUCUGGGACUUAAAAGGCCAAGGCCAGCAGCAGGUUUUGGAGUAUAUACAUACAUUAGGAGUGGAAGAACAUUUAUCAAUCCCGGUAUACCUUCUGAGAGAGUGAUAAUACCUGGAACUUACAAAGAUACAUCUGCAACAAAUAUAGAUCUUGAAUUUAAACCUCAUGGUCUCAAAUGGAAGGGGGAAAAUGCAGUAACAACUUCUCAACUGCAGCAGAUGCGAGCAAUAAGGAAUAUAGGGUCUUUUCAACAAAGUGGAAGCAACAUGUCUUCCUUUUGAUAAAAAC